UACUCUCACUGUUACUCCCACUCCCACAUUCGGCGUUUCCUCUGUCAAAGGUCGAUAUGUCGUCUGUUGCCGACAGAACAGAGACACUUUGGGUGAGAGAUAAGAGGCGGAUAAUCCUCACCUCACUCGAAACAUAAAGGAUAAAUGUAUAUAUAUAUACAUACUUGGCGGAGGUACAGACGUAAACAUUAGUAAGAGACCGGACUGGCAGAUAACAUUCGUCUGGCACGAUAAAUACUACAACGACUGCUGUUGGGUUCAUUGGAAACGUCCUGUCAAUCAUUUGAAUAAAAAAAGUCCGUCUGGUCUCAGGAAAGAAAGAAAAGAGAAAAACAGGAAGAAAAAUCAACAAUACUUUCGCCGUGAAUUGGGAAUUUCUAUUAUGCAGUCUCACUAGCUAGGUGUAUAUAUAUUUAUACACACACACACACACACACACACACACACGAAAUAUAGAUGUGUGUGUGUGUGUGUGUGUUUUGCGGUUUGUCAUUCAGCUUCACGAACAGAAGUGUUUUCAUUAACAGAAAUCAACGGAAUUUAAUGAAACCAAAUCAAAGUAAUUCAUCGUAAUCCAACGAAAAUUCAAUCAAAUCCUACGAAAGCCACCCGAAACUGACGACCGACAAUUACUAUAUUCUUCCAUUAAGAAUACUAUUAGAGAGAGAGAGAGAGAGAGAAAGAGAGAGAGAGAGAAAGAGAGAGAGAGAAAGAGAGAGAGGGGAGAGAGAGAGGAGAGAAGUGUGUGUGUGUGUGUGUUAAAGGGAAAGAGAAAAUAAUGGGGAGUCGCGAUGAGAAUCUUUCUACUCAAUUCUUCGCAACCGGUCUCGACAUUUCUGCCUUUGCCGAGUAUAUUUGGCAGGCAAUCGAGUAUUUCCAGGAGUAUCCCUCUCUGCCGAUCUUGUGUGUCUUCGGAGCCACAUACCUCGCCUACUACCUGCUCUACGUCGGAAAGAAACCCCAGCUGGUUUGUGGAGAUGAAAAACUUUUAAAAUUCAUUACAAAACACUGCCCCAUUUUACACGAAAAGUUCUGGCCAACAUUUUGGUGUUUUGAAGCAAGAGCACAAACAAUCGUUCGGACAAUUUUAAAAUCUUCUCCUCAUAUUCCUUACCAAAGUGAAAUCUUAAAAACCCGUGAUGGUGGUCGCAUUCAAAUAGAUUGGUUAGAAAACCAAAAUCCAGACCAUCCUGACCCAGCAAAGCGUCCUACAGUUAUACUUUUACCUGGAUUAACAGGAAACAGUAGAGAAACUUAUGCACUUCAUAUAGUACAACAAUCAUCUAUUUUAGGAUAUAGGUCAGUUGUAUUUAAUUACAGAGGAACGAGUGCAAAUGAAGAUAAGCUUUUAACACCAAGAACAUAUUGUGCCACUGAUACAGAAGACUUAGAGACUGUUGUAAAUCAUGUGAAAAAUUGUUACCCAGAAGCACCAUUAUUUGGGGUAGGAAUCUCCCUUGGUGGGAUGAUAAUGACUGGUUAUUUAGCAAAAUGUGGUGAAAAUGCUGUCUUCCAAGCUGCUAUGGCUGUAUCAGCUGCCUGGGAUUCUUUUGAAUCUUCAAAAACUCUAGAACAACCAAUUAAUUAUCUCCUUUUCAACAAAUACUUGGCCAGGAAUCUAGUAAAUUUGGUCCAUAAAAAUAUUGAGUUAUUUGAACAUCAUUUUGAUAUGGACUACGUAAUGAAGAGCCAGACUAUAAAAGAAUUUGAUGACAGAUUCACUGCUAAACUCUUUGGUUAUGGUACUUGGGAAAAAUAUUAUAGAGAUGCCUGCCUGAAUGACAAGCUUCAUCUCAUUAAGAUACCACUUCUCUGUCUAAAUGCCGCUGAUGAUCCUUUCUCUCCAUAUCAUGCAAUUCCAGUUGCGCAGGCGAAAGAAAAUAAAAACGUUGCCUUCGUUAUAACUUCCCAUGGUGGUCAUAUUGGAUUUAUGGAAGGAAUUUUUCCACGCCAUGCAAACUACAUGGACCGCCUUUUCGUACAGUUUGCUGAUGCUAUUUUUAAACAUGCACACACGGAAUUAAAAACUGAUUAAGUAGAUUAUAAUGAACAUUUCUCCCACUCACACACACUUUUACAUCCAUUAUACAUUAUACAACUUGAAUUUAAUGGAACAAAAAAAUUAUUUCAUUUUCCAAAUAAUUUUAUUUUCAUCAGUUAAUUUCAUUUUUCUCAAUUUGAGUGGGGAGCUUAUUUAAAAACGUAAUAGUUUUAAUUUUAGACUUCAAGAUUUUAAGUGAAAUUAUAAUUAAUGUGAUUUAAUUAACCGAUCAACAUUUUCUGUAUAAGUUUAUUUUCCUUUACAGCUAUAUUUGUAACUUAAUUAAAUUAUUAGUAACUUUAGUGAUAUAAACUAGCUAAGCUCUCCAGUCAAUGUGUGCAUGUGUGUGUGGGACUAAUAGCUAAACGUAGGGGAUUCCAGAGUAUGGUAGGGUCCCAUUUGUCUGUUUACUUAAUUUUAGUGGAACUAUAUAAAAGAUAUUUUUUAUUUUUGAGACACAAUAUGUCCAGUCUCUUUAGCAGACGUUGUUGUUAAUAUAGACUUAUUAAUUUACCAAUUUACAUUGAUUAAUGUGUAAAUAAUUACAGUGGAGUUGUAAUUGUUAUAGCAGCAACAACGACAGUAAUAGCAAUAACAAUACAUACCUUAACUGUUUCGGUUCCAAUGGAUUUGUGUGGUUUUGUUCAGUUAUCGUUUUAUUUUGUAUGGCAUUUGAUAUUAUGUUUGUCAUUCAUCAGAUGGGACAUCUCCAGCCCAUUGCCAGAAUUAGCUGUGAUAAAUACUUGUAGUGGUUUUCAGCCUCUACAGGCUUGCUCUGCCUGCUAGAAAUAGCAGCUAAAAUCUCCCUCAAACCACACCCUACUGUCUUAAAAAUAAUAGAAAUGAUGUGGGUGGUGUAGUCAUAGAUUAUAUAAAGACAGGAUAGUCAUGGCUGGGAGACCUUUGAUCAUAGGUCUGCUCAAUCAGGGUAGACUUUGGGGCUAAACAACUGCAACAACAACAACAAAAACUUCUUGUGAUUUCUUUGAGAUUUUUCAGUGAGAAAAUCCUUAUUUUUGUCAUUGAUAAGACGGUCUCCGCAGAAAGUAUCUCUACUUCUGGAUUGUACACAUUCCAACAAACUCUUUCCUGUCAGUGGAACUGGUUGUGCGUUUGUGAGAGAGAGAGAGAGAGAGAGAGAGAGAGAGAGAGAGAGAGAGAGAGAAGAGGUGGAAAGAGAGACUUGUUUUAAUGCAGUCAUCGUUUAAGGAAUAUUUUAUACAUAAUGUAUCUAAUGUAUAUAGAAGACAAUAUUUAUUUUCAUCCAAUGCUAAAUUUGUUUUGCCAUUACUACUAAGGCAUAUUAACCUUGCUGGUCAGAGAGGGCUUGUGAAGGCCAAAUAUAUUUGUGGAAAGGUUGAUAUUUGCAUGGCUUGUCAGCCAGAACAAGAGUUCUUCAGUCCAAUAUAAAUGUCAACCAGUCAAUAAUGAAAUUGAAGAGGUUACCUGUAUUAUCAACUAAGCUAAUUGGGGCACCUGGCAUAAUGCAAAACCUUAAACAAAGUAUUUUAUUUGGUUAAUUCGGAGAAAGGUAAACUAAGGGGUUGUUGGUGUGUUGCAGUGAAAAAAGGAGAACCAAGACCUGUGUGUUACAACACCCCAAUGACUCUUCUAGGGGAUGAGGGUCCAAGGCAAGAAUGAAAAGUGGUUGUAAUCUUUGGGUGAGAAAUAGUAUUCUCUGAACAUCUGAGGUAUUUAAUGGUCAUCUGUAGUAUCCAAUAGGGGUCAGUUUGACAAUAGUAAUGAUGAACUGUAUUUGUAGAUAUUAGGACACUAUGGUAGUCUGUAUUAGUAGGGGCCAGUUUAAGAAUAUAGUAGUGGUUUGUAUUAACAGGGUCCAGUUUUAAGUGACUAGUGACAAUAUUGUCAGGAACCAUAUUUGUGGUCUCUAUUGAAUCACGGCUGUGUUGAGAAAUUCAAUUGAACAUUUGGUUCUAUAAUAACUGAGAUAAUCGGAUGAUUGUUGGGUACAACUGGACCCUGUAUUGGAAUAUUGGGAGCUUCAUUAAAAUUAAUAAAGUGAAAUGCUGCAGAGAUUAGUGUUAUCAUUAGGGCUUAAAACUCUUUGUAGAUUGUCCUUAAUUUUAAAGUUAAUUAAUCGAUAAAUAGAAAGUUGCUGUAUAAAGAUGAGGACUUAUGCAUUUCAUAGAGUUCUCAUCACGGUUUAUAUUUGUCUAAAUAGAUUUAAUGCACUCAUAUUUCAGAUGUACAGAUGUGCGUGUGUGUGUGUAAAAAGAGAGAGAGGGUGGGGGUUUUGACUAUUACUUACCCUUACACAUAUGUCAUAGCUUGUACCUUGUUUGACAACACACAAAUGCAAGGAAUGAUGUGUCACAACCUCACGCCCUAUUUGAAAACACCCACACAUUUUCCCUUUUUUUACAAAUCAUACUUUACAUAUUUCACACAACUAAACACAUACCUCCUCAUACUACAAGCAUGCACGCCCACAUGCACAUGCCCCACCCCCCACACACAAACACAAACAUUCUCUCUCUCUCUCUCAACAAUAAUAACUUUUUAAACGAUUAAUUUCUUUCUUCUAAUAUUUGCUGGACAUAUCUAUAAAGAUCUAUUAAUUUAGUUCAAAUUAACUAAUUUUCCUAAUUUUUUUUAUCAACAUGAGUUUGAUGGAUCUUCAAAUUCAAUCAUUUUCUCUGAAUUUUAGUCAUAGAUAUUUUGUUUUUUCCCUUCGUCAAGUUACUCACUUCACUGUUAAGUGGAAUUGUUAAUCUGUAAACUGGAGCAAGUUAUUUACCUUGCUUACAGCUAUGUUAUUGCCUAAGGUAGAAUUGGAACUCAUGACCUUUGUAUUCGGUAGUCCAGUACUUUAAGCACUCAACCACCCAGCCUCUUGGAUUUCAGUCUUACUACAUUUAAUUCACACUUGAAAAGUGCAUCAGAGUUUAUAUAAAACAAAGCAUUUUAUUCCUUCAAACCCAUUUUACCUGUCGCAUGUAGGACCGACCUUAGCAUCUUCUCAUAAAACCUGCUCCUCCCAAUAGAGCAGCCAACAGUAAAAUUGAUCCCUGCUCUAGGGUUAGUCAUAUUUGCUCAUCUUCCAUGUGGCAUCUAAGAAUGGUGUCUUUAUGUAACAGUGUAGAAUGGUAACUCCUCUUUCUCAUGUAGCAUCAUAGAAUGAUGAUUCCUUAUAUCUCUUGCAGUCUUUUAGAAUACUAAAACCUCUGUUCUUCAUCCUGACACCAUCCUGUCUCCCUUUUAUAACAUAUUUUAUUAUCUCCUAAUUUGGUAUUGCAGCUUUACUCAAAUUGAAAAUGCUUUUGUUCUCAUGAACUGACUCUCUCUGUCUCUAGGCAUAGAACAUGGACACAGUUAAACAGUCCUGAUUAUUCAGUUUAUUUCUCCAUGUUUACUUGAUAUGUUGUGACUUGGUCCAAUUCU
Messenger RNA from Octopus bimaculoides (California two-spot octopus), 5443 nucleotides. RefSeq names its product phospholipase ABHD3. NCBI's taxonomy places the organism in Eukaryota, Metazoa, Mollusca, Cephalopoda, Octopoda, Octopodidae. Gene Ontology annotation, molecular function: monoacylglycerol lipase activity; acetylesterase activity. The record is from RefSeq and is a predicted model, not a curated record. Gene Ontology annotation, biological process: medium-chain fatty acid catabolic process; medium-chain fatty acid biosynthetic process.